AUGACAGAUGCCUGCAGUGGAGGAGAACGUGCUGCAGCUCCCACUCCCAGCCUGGAUGCCUCCGACCCGGAGCUGCACUAUGAGGAGGAGGAGGAGGAGGAAGAGGAUGCAUCAUCGGGAUCCUCGGAGCCCUCGGACAGCAGCAGCAUCUUCUCUGAUGACUCUGUGUACCCCUGCUAUGAGGUGUCCCCAGAGGCUGACGGUGCUGGGCUCCUCAGCCUCUACCAGUGCUGUGCCAGGAAUGAUGCCAAGCUGGUGUGGGAGAGGCUGGAGUGUGGGGUGACCCGGAGCGAGGCCACAGAGGUGGACAUCAACGGGAGGAACGCGCUGAUGGUCGCCUGCUCCAAGGGCUUUGUGGACAUUGUGCCCCUGCUGCAGAAGUGUCCCUACAUCAACAUCAACCAGCAGGACAACGAUGGGAACACAGCCCUCAUGAUGGCUGCCCAGGCAGGACACAUCACCAUUGUUAACUACCUCCUCAACUACUACCCUGCGCUGGAGGUGGACCAGCGGGACCCGCGGGGGCUGACGGCGCUGAUGAAGGCGGCGGUGCAGGGACAGCGCGACUGCGUCACCGCCCUGCUCCUGGCGGGAGCUGACCUGCAGGCCGUGGAUGCCGUGAAGGGGAAGACAGCCCGGGAAUGGGCGACCUUCACCGGCCGCUUCGAGACCACCGUGCGCAUCCGGACCCUGCUGCGGCGCCCGCGGGCAGAGCAGUUUGGAGCCCAGUACCAGCCCGAGUGGCCAGCCCUGGCCGAGCUGGUGGCCAAGGCCCUGAGCCCCAAAUCCAGGAGCAAGAGGCUGUCGGAGAAGAUCCGCUCCAUUUUCACCUUCAACAUCCCCCGCAAUCCCGAGGAGGACGGCGUGAUGGACCACAUGGUGAGGAUGACCACGUCCCUUGCCAGCCCUUUCGUGGCCACCGCUUGCCAAACCAUCUGCCCCGACAGCCCUCCCGAGGUGGGCAAGCGCCGGCUGUCGGUGCCGGAGAUCCUCGGGCAGCACGUCCCGGCUUCAGGUGACGAGUCAGAGGUGUCCUCUCGCCCCAGCACCGGGGGAUCCUCCUGCAAUGGCCACGCCGUGCCCGGGGCGCGGCCACCGCCGCCCCGGCAGCCGCCCGGCCGCCUCCUGAGCUUCCUGCCGCUGUGGCUGCGCCGUGCCAACAGCAUCUUCCCCGGGGAGCCCGUCCCAAAAAUCAAAGUGAGCAAAGCCUCGGGCUCGUCCGCCGGGGAGAGGAAGCCGCGUGUGAAGGACAAGCACCUGCUGCAGCCACCUCAGUGGAGGUACAAGGUGCUGAAGGAGGAGAAGAAAGCGGCCGAGGAGGCCAAGGCGGGGGAGAAGAAGAAGAAGAAAAAGAAAAAGAAAGGCUAA
Molecule: messenger RNA, 1368 nt
Organism: Sturnus vulgaris (Common starling)
Lineage: Eukaryota; Metazoa; Chordata; Aves; Passeriformes; Sturnidae
Gene: ANKRD33
Product: ankyrin repeat domain 33
Molecular function (GO): protein binding
Source: RefSeq, a predicted model, not a curated record